Messenger RNA from Brugia malayi, 327 nucleotides. Its product is annotated as MSP domain protein. The coding region runs from base 1 to 327 and encodes 108 amino acids. The record is from RefSeq and is a predicted model, not a curated record. NCBI's taxonomy places the organism in Eukaryota, Metazoa, Nematoda, Chromadorea, Rhabditida, Onchocercidae. The transcript has 2 exons.
AUGGCACUUAAUAUUGAUCCACCUGAGAUUACUUUUCCUGCCGCUGGUGGCAGUACAACUGUUAAUAUUAUCAAUCAAACAGAAAGUCGUUUAGGCUUCAAGGUAAAAUCAACAAACAAUGAACAUUAUCGCGUUACCCCAGUAUAUGGAUUUGUUAAUAAAAGUGACAAAACUGAAUUAACGAUAAUGCGUCUGCAAGGACCACCCAAAGACGAUAAAUUUGUGGUGCAAUGGGCUGAGGUGCCAGAUGAAGAAGAUGAUCCUCAGGCACCAUUUAAAGCUGGGGCUCAAGCUGGUGAAGUGAUUCUACCUGUAAAAGCAGAAUAA